GUCAUUUGUGACCCAUGGCUCUUGUGACAUGCUGAAGACUUCCAGGCAUUUUCUGUGGAGCACCUCCCUGCCCAGCUCUAAUCAGGCUAUUUCUGAUGCUUGGAACCUAUUCUUUCAGCCACAAAGAUGGUAAUAAAUCUUUGCCUUCCACGGUUCAGACCAAGAAUUCACUGCAACAAGAUAUCAGCUGAUGGGUAUGAAGUUGAAAAUCUCAUCUCUGAAGACCUCACCAAGCGAAGUCGCGGUUUUAGGACAGAAUAUUUCAUUAAGCCGCCGGUCUAUGUGACGGUGUCCUUUCCCUUUAACGUGGAAAUCUGUCGGAUCAACGUAGACCUCACAUCCUGGGGCAGCUCUCCUGUCACUGGCAUGGAAAUAUACACGUCCGCCUUACGCAGCGGAGCCUCCUGGUGUUCCCCUGAGUGCCAGGCCCCAGGCCCCGCCGCGCCAUCCAUCCCAGACAAGGAGGCAUUCGCCUUGGUGGGCAAACUCUUGUUGAAAAGCCAGAACCAAGUGGUGUUUAGCCACAGGGGCUUCAAGGCCAGGCCACCCUUUGGCCUGAUGGAAGCCACACUGCCCUCCCCUGCCUCCCCUGCUGUCGUGGCCCAGGAACUCUGGAACAAAGGGCCUCUUUCCUUGAGCCAUGUGGCCCAUGUGAAGAUCUGUAUCACUCAUGUGACAGGCGGCGGUGUGCCUUGCAUCAAGCGGUUGGAAGUGUGGGGGCAGCCAGCCAAAACCUGCUCCCAGGAAGUGAUAGACAGUGUCCUGCUGGUUGCCUCCGAGAGCCUCCCUCUGGGCGUGGCUCUGCAGGCCCCCGCCUUGCCCAUGGAGAGUGACUGUGACCCUGGGGGCCAGUCUGAGGGCCACCAGGCCCCCUCCAGCCUGCAGAAGCUGGCAGAGGUCAUCCAGGAUGUGCCUGAGGAGUUCCUGGAUCCCAUCACCCUGGAGAUCAUGCCUUGCCCCAUGCUGCUGCCCUCAGGCAAAGUCAUCGACCAGAGCACGUUAGAGAAGUGUAACCGGAGUGAAGCUUCUUGGGGCCGGGUACCCAGCGACCCUUUCACGGGGGUAGCCUUUACCCCACAUUCCCAGCCCCUGCCUCACCCGUCUCUGAAGGCCCGGAUUGACCAUUUCCUGUUACAGCACUCUGUCCCUGGCUGCCACCUGCUUGGGCGGGCACAGACUGCAAUGGCAGUGACCCCUUCCUCCAUUGUCAUACCUUCUCGGAAAAGGAAGCUAGAGCAGGCUGCAGAGGCCCUAGACAGCAGCCUGGGUGGACAUACGACCUAUUUUUCUCCCGCAAGCCCUCUGGUGUCAGCCACUACCUCAGAGCACACAGCUAAGAAAAUGAAAGCCGCCAGCGAGCUGGGCCUGACACACAUGGACUGCUCAUCAGGUCCAGUGUCUCACGAGCAGAAGCUGUCACAAAGCUUGGAACUCGCCUUGACAUCGACCCUGGGCUCCAUGCCCUCUUUCACGGCUCGCAUGACCAAGGGACAGCCCCAGCACCUUGCCACAAGAGGGAGCCACUCUUCCUGGAGGCCAGGUGCCAGCUCCGGUAACAUGGGCCCCGUCCAUAUCCUGAGAGUCCUCCAUCUGGUGGUCUGCCCGCUGCACAGUGUGGCAGGGGGGCCGCCUCCCCUCAGCACUAGCACCCAGGCUGAGGGAGGAGAGCGCUGGGCUUUCCUUUGCCAGCAGGAGUUGAGGGCAGCCUGUAAAAAUUAACUCUGCUGGGAAAAGGCUUUCUCUAGACAAGCCCUAGUCAUUCUGUGGAUUUCGGCUGUGGCCAUCCUGCCUCUAGUUUGGGGUAAGUUCUGAUGUCCAUUAUUCCGUCCUGAGGCCCUUUGUUGGUUUCUCCUUUUCUGUGUGUUUUCUAACUUAGUCUGCCUCCCACCUGACUUCUGGGGGACUGCUCUGUAAGCGUGGAGGCAGACUUAGGGUUGAACCUGCCAUCUUCCCCCCUUCCUAUUGAGCAUCCAUGUUUUAGGAAAGACACUUCCUGAAGUCGCCUAAUGAACUAAUUUUUCCUGAAUUGGGGAGUUGGAUGAUAGACUCGCUGAGAUUCACAGCAAGUACUAGGAUUGGGGUUGGGUUUUUAUUCUAGACCUCGUUCCUUUUCUGCCUCCCAUUCUUUCUUCCUCUCCUGCCCACUUGAUUACGUUUCUGUUUGGACCAUUACCAAGAGGCUGCCUUAUCUAGUGGCCAGUCAUUUCCUUGACUCCAAGUCUGUGAUCCUGCGAGAGCCACUCAGGAGAUAGGAGUUGGUGUACCUGGCUGCCUUCUGUUUUCCCUUUCCUUUAACAAUGCCUCGCCAGUACCUGGUAGCAGGGGGUCAUCUUUCUACCAGGGCACUGACAGCGCAGGAGCAGGGCAAUCAGAGGUGUCUCCCUGGAAGGGGGGAGGGGGGGGCUGUCUGAGCUAAGUCUCAAAGGUAGUCAAGGCAGAGGGUGGUGGAGUCCUUGGCUCCUUACCAAAAGAUUGGAUGUUCAGGGCCGCCCAGAGGUAGCCGGAGGAAAGACCUGGCACGCUGCCUCUGAACAAUCAGCUGUUGAAAACUCUGUGGAGCUCAGUUUUACUCCAAUAGCCACGGGGUGCCGGGUGCCGUGAGUCAGAAUCAGCCCCACGGCAACUGGGUAGGUCAAGGGACAGCAAAUCCUGAGUCCGGCCCCAACCGAGUGUGCACAGGGAGAGCAACCCGAGACUUCGGGGCCCAGACAGACGGGGCUGCGUGUGGUGGGACUGGACAGGGAACCAGGCAGUCCUGGCUGCUCCAGAGGUGGUGGGGAGCAGAAACCUGGGGGAGGUCUGCUUGUGUUUGGGCGACACUGAGGGCAGAUUAGAAAUUGAUUUUGAGGAAAGUCAGCCAGUGAGGGUGCCAAUGAGAGGCUGGACGGGACUGUUGUAAUGAAAAACAGAUGGGGUGGUGGGGUGAGAAGCUUUAGUUCGGGGUGUCUUUGGGGACUGAAGAAGAGCAGGUUCCUCAGGCCAGGCCCACAGAGAAGAAAAGGCCAGUGUAGUUCGGUGGGUCUUGCAGGACCUGCCCACUGGGCCCUCUGUCCAGAAGGCCCUGCAGGAAGCAUGGAAGGAGAGCAGCACAGGAAGGGGCCUGUGGGGCGGCCUGCAGGUAGGUACCUGGCUCAGCAGGCAGGCCUGGUGACUUCCCUCCUCCUUGAGCUGUCCCAGCCCUAGGAUACUGGGCCAUCUCCUGCUUUUCUCAUUUUCUUGUUCUGGCUCACUUUUCUUUCUUUGAUCUUUUGCUUGUCAAGAUAAGCCUGUGCCCGGCCUUGGCCCUGGCAUCUCCUCCUGGGGGAAAGUGUGUCUGCCUGGAAGGCUCCGAGAAAGGGCUCAGGCCUCUCUGCUGCUGCCCUCCGAAGCCCUCUCCUGAGGCUUUCCACACAGGCCGGCUCCCUGCUAGCUCGCCUCCCAGAGGUGGCUGGGGGAGGUGGCCACAGGCUUGCUGCCGCAAUGCUACCCACCCCCAGCACGCCUGGCUCUAGUAGACAUGCCUGGCCCAGGCAGCAGCCCUCUAACCUUGGCCCACUUUCCUCCCUGACUCACUAGAGCAGCCUGGGAGCAGCCAGGGCCCCGAGUGCGCCACCUGCAAAAGAGUGUUCUCGCCCUACUUCAGAAAGGAGCCCGUGUACCAGC
This is a messenger RNA of Echinops telfairi (small Madagascar hedgehog), 3642 nucleotides long. RefSeq names its product U-box domain containing 5 (gene UBOX5). The record is from RefSeq and is a predicted model, not a curated record. Gene Ontology annotation, cellular component: nucleus. Gene Ontology annotation, molecular function: ubiquitin protein ligase binding; ubiquitin-ubiquitin ligase activity. The coding region runs from base 127 to 1719 and encodes 530 amino acids. NCBI's taxonomy places the organism in Eukaryota, Metazoa, Chordata, Mammalia, Afrosoricida, Tenrecidae. Gene Ontology annotation, biological process: protein polyubiquitination. The transcript is spliced from 4 exons.